AUGGAUCAAAGAGAUAUGGAUGCAAAAAAAACCUAUCCUCCUCAGACAAUUGCUAAGAUUUUUUCAUUGGCUUUUACAGAUCCAACGACUAAAAUCUCUGCAUCAGCAUUAACUUUAUGUUCAGAAUAUAUUCGUAUUUUUUGUAAGGAAGCGAUCUGGAGGGCAGCGGCAUCUAAACGUGAACAUGAAAAUAAAGAUGAAAAUACACAAAUAUCAUUAGGAGUGGAAGAUUUAGAAAGAAUUGCGGGUCAAUUGACCUUAGACUUUUCAUAAAUAUUAAUUUUUUUGAUAUAAAUAUCUUAAUAUAUUGUUUAAUACCUAUUAUACGAGAAAGAGUAUGAUUUAUAUAGGAUAUUUUGGAUUUUAGAGAUUUUUUAGAUAAAUAUUUAUUAUAUUAAUAAAAAAAGAUAAAUUCUUAUAUUUUUUAUUAAUAUUUUGGAAAUAUUAUAUUAGAUAUUUUAGAAUCUUAAGCUUUACGAGGUUUUAAUGAGG
This is a messenger RNA of Pneumocystis murina B123, 492 nucleotides long. RefSeq lists its product as hypothetical. The transcript has 2 exons. NCBI's taxonomy places the organism in Eukaryota, Fungi, Ascomycota, Pneumocystomycetes, Pneumocystales, Pneumocystaceae. The record is from RefSeq and is a predicted model, not a curated record. Gene Ontology annotation, biological process: DNA repair; kinetochore assembly; resolution of meiotic recombination intermediates. Gene Ontology annotation, molecular function: protein heterodimerization activity. Gene Ontology annotation, cellular component: Fanconi anaemia nuclear complex; FANCM-MHF complex. The coding region runs from base 1 to 273 and encodes 90 amino acids.